AUGGAAAAAGAAAACUCUCCAAUUCCUCUUUCAUUAACUCAUAAUGAUAAUAAAACAGAUCCUUCUGUUUCUUCAAUAUUUGAUACCUUACAAGGUGAAACUGCUUUAACAACUGAUCAAAUAAUUUCAAAUGAUUCUUCUACUUCUCAUGAUUCAACGAAUAAACAAAAGGAGACUUGGUUUUCGGAUAUAAAUAGUUUGAAUGCUAUCUUUGCUUCUUUGGGUACUGCUAAUGGUUUGACAAAAAAUCCUAAAAUUGAUGAUAAAGACAUUCGUGAGUGUAGUAGUAACCUUGAUGAUGAUAAUAACCUGGAAAAUCUUUCAAUUGAUGAUUUCCUAGAAACUUCAAAAUCUGCCUCUACAACUACUCCUCCUCCUUCUUUGUCUUGUCAACCUAAAGAAUUAGCAAAACUUGAUAUUAUCCAAUGUCAAUUUGAAUAUUUUGGUGGUAAAUCUUCUACCGUUAUAAAUUCAAACUAUAUUGGUGAUUUGGCUUUUUUAUACAGAAUUGGUGAUACUAUUCAAUCUCAAGGUGGUGGCGAAAUUUCUUUUUGUUUAAAUGGAAUGUCCGACGAAAUUUCUAUUCCAUUUAAUCAAUUGACCGGAUUCAAGAUCACUAAUGAUGGGAAAAUUAAUUUAAGACUUAAACCGAAUUUUCAAAGAAAACCAACUAUUUCUACUUCGGAUCCGACUAAUGGAAAACUUCAUGCUUUACAUUCUCUUCUGUUGGCUCCUGACCGUUCCGGAAAACUUUCUAUAUUGACCGAUAUUGAAAUUGCAAUUGAAAAAUUAUGGUUCAGAAGACAUGAUGUUCAUAACGAACUUGUUAAAGAUACACUCGCCUACCCAAUUGAUUCUCCAUAUCACAGAUUAUUAUUAGAUCUUGAAACUAGAUUUAAUUUACCUGCUAGUAAUAUUAAUCUUAGAUUUAAGAAUAAUCGUGGUGAUAUGAUUGGAUUAAAAGAUGAAGAAACUUGGAGAUUAGCGAAAAGUGAUGCUUAUAGUAAAAAUUUAAUUAGAUUAACGAUUUAUAUUUGGUGA
Messenger RNA from Racocetra fulgida, 1041 nucleotides. NCBI's taxonomy places the organism in Eukaryota, Fungi, Glomeromycota, Glomeromycetes, Diversisporales, Gigasporaceae. The record is from the annotation of a GenBank genome assembly.